Molecule: messenger RNA, 2625 nt
Organism: Oreochromis aureus
Lineage: Eukaryota; Metazoa; Chordata; Actinopteri; Cichliformes; Cichlidae
Product: olfactomedin-like
Exons: 5
Coding region: 4-1572 (522 amino acids)
Biological process (GO): signal transduction
Source: RefSeq, a predicted model, not a curated record
UUGAUGUUCUUAGUUGUGUCAUUUGUCCAAGUGGUUUUCAGGUCGUGGAGCAACUUGUCAGUGACAGGAAGCAAACCGGCAAAUUCUGUGUUUGUUGUGAGUUUUUCUAAAGAAAACAGAAGAAGACUGUGUGUCUGUGUUGGUCCAGUCUCAGUUUCUCUAAAAAUGCUGCAGUUGCUUCUUUUACUGCUGUUGUCAUCCACAGCUGACAGCCAGAGUCAGCGAGUGUCGGGCUACAAGAAGGCAAAUGCAUGUGUGUGCCAGCUAAACUCCACCAUGUGGGUGUUCCCUGCUCAGAAGUUUAAGUACGUGUUGGAGGAAGUUCACACCUGUGAAGAAUCUCUGAAUAACCUACAAGAAGAGCUGUCGUUCUCCAGCCAACGUCUUCCUCUGAUCCAAGAUCAGUUUACUAACUUUACGGCCCGGCUGGAGCCCUACGACUACCUGCACUCCCAGGGCCUGUAUACAGAACUGUCCCUGCGCCAGCUGGGCCAGGAGCUCAGCCAGUUACAGGUGGACAUCGAUGUGGUCCACAGCCAGCUUAACAACUCCCACACACAGAAACUCUCCAAAGAGGCUGAUAGACUACAUAAACAUGUAAACAAGAUGCAAACAAUAGACACGCUUAACAUGAAGACUGUGAAGGAGAAACUGCGCUACCUAAAGAAUAAUGUGGAGACCUGCAAGUCAAUCCCCAAAGACUUCAGAGUUCAAGACAAGCACUGCGUCAGAGGUCUGAUCACCAACAUCAGUGACCCUAUCACUACUAAAGUCAGUCCUCAUGGUAAAAGCUAUGUCUCUGGUUCGUGGGGAAAACAAGCCCAGAAAGAGAGCGAGGGGCAGAAGAACAGUUACUGGGUUCAACCUCUGCUCAGCAGCCACAUCUGGGGCAACACUGUGCGCCUUUACCAAACCUACGAAGACUUCAUGGCCUCAACAAACCACAGAGAAUUUACCUUUGCUUCAUCUUACAGUGAUCCCAGCACAAAUGAAGGUCCGAACGCCGUCCUGUACGGUGAGGCUCUGUAUUAUCACUGCUACCGCUCUGCAGACGUGUGCCGGUACGACCUGGAGGCCAACGAGGUCAAACGGGUGACUCUUCCAGGCACCGGUGUGGGUUUCAACAACAAGUUCCCCUAUUGUUACUACGAUUGCCGGCUCAAUAGUGAUGUUGAUGUAGAGGCAGAUGAAACAGGACUGUGGGCUCUCUAUGCCACUCUAGGUAACCAUGGUAACCUUGUGAUCAGCCGAUUAGUUUGGGACAGCGAGGUGAAGAGUCUCAACGUGACACAGACGUGGGAAACGAGGCUGUUCAAGAAGGCAGCGAGCAACGCCUUCAUGGUGUGCGGUGUGAUGUACGCGACUCGUUACGUUAAUGAGUACCGGGAGGAAGUGUUCUACGCCUUCGACACAGCCACAGGCAAAGAAGACAACUCACUAGCAAUACCACUGGAGAAGGUAGCUAAAGGAGUGGCUAGUCUGAGCUACAAUCCCACCAACAAGCAGAUCUACAUGUACAACGAUGGUUACUUGCUGGCCUACCAGGCCCACUUUAGAUCUGAGGCUUUGUAGCUUUUUAUUGUCACAUGACCAAGCCAAAAAAAAAAAAAAGAGCAAUGGCUGUUCUGUGCAACAUCAAUCUUAGCAGGUCUUGCAAAUACUGAAGAUAUAUCAUGUAUGUUGCAUUUAUUUUGCAAGAAAAAAAGCAAUGUUUUAAAAAGUACAGUUUAAGGACUAUUUUUGCAACAUUGUUGUUAGCUAGCAAGCAAUACAAACACCACAGAUAUGUCAUGUAUGCUGUACAGUAACUAUUUUGGGGUUACAACUCCUAAUGUUACUAUUACCACUGUAGGGAUGGGUGUAAAAUUUAUUUUAGUUUGAAUAAUGUGAUAUUGAUUCAUUACACCAUGAAUCGAUUUUUAAAUAAAAAUGUAUUUUGCCCGAAACGCCAGAAUCUCAGGUUAAAGCUCACAAAACUAUUUCAAUCAUCAAACAGCUAAUGAGAGCUGGUAAACGAAUUUUGCAAAAAGAUACACAAAGCAUGGACCCCCCCCCAUUCACCCCGUCGGGUGCUGAAAGGCGACACCUCACAGAUUCUGAAGCUGCAGGUUUCAUCACUCUCCGACCAAAAUUCACUGAACCAGCAGCAAAAGAAGAUCAAGACUACGCUUCACGUUUGAAAAAGAUUGUCAUGAAUUCCAUCUUACUUUUGCUUUUUUUGCUUCCACCAUGAUAAAAAUCACACUUCAUGCACAGCUCUUUUUCUCUCUGAAUGUACUUCAAGACUAGUUUACCAUCUGAAAAUUUCUGUUUUUUGCAUUAUUCGCUUGCUUAUUACGCACCAGUCUACCAUUGUGUAAAGUGCUGCUGCCCUGUACUUUUUUCUCCAAAAAUGACUUCCAAAAAGAAGGCCUAAUUUCUGCUGUUCAAUACCAAAGACAUUUAAACUUUAAAAAUUAUGCGAAAUUACAAAAUGCUUAGCAGUGUCUCUAAUAAAACCUGCUUAACUUUGUUCUGCUUCACCUCAGCAGCAUCAGGUAACGUUUGUAUGCUGAUUCAUGGUUUUCUUCAGUUUUUGAUGUACUGCAAAAAUUUUUAAGGUGUUUAUCUGCUAUAAAAAGCCAA